AUGAGGACUGCCCGGCGGGGAUUCACAUGCCUGCGAUGCCGCCUCUCGCAGUCGCAGCCGCAGUCGCAGCCGCAGCCACAGGCCCGGCUCAACCUCAACUACACACACCCGCGCAGGCCACUGCACUCGUCGUCGCGCCUGCGCUCUCCCGAGCAGUCCCUCGCCGCCGGCAGGCCCACCAUUGCGCCCAAGCCCACCGUCGACAUCAAGCACAUCCGCCAGAACCCGGCCCUGUACGAGCAGACAUGCAUCGAGCGCAACUACAACGCCCAGGCCGCCUACCCCGCCCGCAUCGUCCGGCUGCACGACCAGUGGCAGUCUCGCCAGCGCGACGGCCGCGCCCUGCGUGAGCGCUCCAACCUGCUGCGCCGCCACAUCGCCAACCCUUCGUCCGUGAGCCCCGACCAGGACCAGGACCAGGACACCGCCGCCGCCACCCGCGACGGGCUGCUGGACGAGGCCCGCCGCCUCAAGCAGCAGCUCGCCUCCAUCGAGCAGGACGAGCUCCGCCUGCAGGCCGAGAUCCAGGCCCUCGCCCUCGCCCUGCCCAACCUCACCGGCCCGGACGCCCCGCGCGGCGACCGGCCAGCCGUGCUGAGCUACAUCAACGACCACCCGGAGCCCCACCCCAGCUCCUCCGACCGCGUCUGGCGCUCUCACGUCCACAUCGGCUCCGAGCUGGGCAUCCUCGACUUUGCCGGCGCCGCCACCAGCUCCGGCUGGGGCUGGUACUACCUGCUGGGCGACGGCGCCCAGCUCGAGCACGCCCUCGUCAGCUACGCCCUCGACACCGCCCGCCGCUACGGCUGGGCCCAGGUCAGCCCGCCCUCGGUCGUCUACAGCCACAUCGCCUCCGCCUGCGGCUUCAUGCCCCGCGACCAGAACGGCGAGACCCAGGUCUACACCCUGAGCCAGAGCCCCCGCGACAGGGACAAGGGCCGCCCCGAGCUCAGCCUCGCCGCCACCGCCGAGAUCCCCCUGGCCGGCAUGCGCGCCGACUCGGUCCUCGACGAGGCCGACCUCCCCAGCCGCCGUGCCGCCGUCAGCCGCUGCUACCGCGCCGAGGCCGGCGCCCGCGGCGCCGACACCAAGGGCCUGUACCGCGUGCACGAGUUCACAAAGGUCGAGCUGUUCGCCUGGACCCCGCCUGACCCGGACGCCGCCGCAGAGGUCUUUGAUGAGAUGCUCGACAUGCAGACCGAGAUCCUCGGCUCCCUGGGCCUGCACUGCCGCAUCCUCGAGAUGCCCACCGCCGACCUGGGCGCCAGCGCCGCCCGCAAGAACGACAUCGAGGCCUGGUUCCCCUCGCGUGCCCGCCGCGACACCUCGUCCGCUGCUGGCAAACAAGGCGUCGCCGCGUCGGUCGACGGCGCCCACGACGAGGAGGAGGGCUGGGGCGAGGUCACGUCCGCCAGCAUCUGUACCGACUACCAGACGCGUCGGCUGGCCACCAGGGUCCGCAUUGGCGGCUCCAGCGGCAAGAUGACCUACCCCUGGACCGUCAACGGGACGGCGCUUGCCGUCCCCAGGGUGCUCGCCGCCAUACUGGAAACCGGCUGGGACGAAGGCAGCAUGACUGUCACAAUACCCGAGGUCUUGCGGCCAUGGAUGGACGGCAAGGAGACCAUCAGCCCAAAGACUCGUACGCGCUAG
Molecule: messenger RNA, 1653 nt
Organism: Diaporthe batatas
Lineage: Eukaryota; Fungi; Ascomycota; Sordariomycetes; Diaporthales; Diaporthaceae
Exons: 1
Coding region: 1-1653 (550 amino acids)
Biological process (GO): mitochondrial seryl-tRNA aminoacylation
Cellular component (GO): mitochondrion
Molecular function (GO): tRNA binding; ATP binding; serine-tRNA ligase activity
Source: RefSeq, a predicted model, not a curated record